Cuscuta campestris is the source of this 1109-nucleotide messenger RNA. Lineage: Eukaryota; Viridiplantae; Streptophyta; Magnoliopsida; Solanales; Convolvulaceae. The record is from the annotation of a GenBank genome assembly.
CAAUAUGUGGCUGUAAGGGACUGAUUACGCAACCAAAAUGAGUAAGCAUCUACUCAAGAACAUUCAUGGGGGCUUCACGGUGUGAAAUCACUGACGAGAUGUUCAGGAAUUUCCACACUAUUGAUAGAAAAGUGUACUCGAUCCUAGUUUUUGAGCUUGGGCACGACCCCUUUGAAUCUGUACAAACAAUAGCCUUGUGGAUUUGGCUGGAAAGAACCGGGUUCAACAACGUCGUGCAAAAGGUGCUAUCAUUACCCAGAAACCUGAUCAAAGAACUUGCUGUCGAAGCCAUGGCUUGCCUCAAGUACAUCAACAAAGAUGCCACAUUGCAAUGCUGUGAGAUCUCCCUGACUCAACAGACUGUCGGAGAACGGUUUUCCCCCAAAUUUUUACUGGACAACAGGGUGGAGGCGUCCCGUGGGGUCCAGGAGGUGGUGGCUGAAGUUUGUGUGAAGGCAUUGGAAGAUCUGAUGGUGGUGCCGCCUCCGCGAGAGGGGAGGACAAUGUUUGCCACCUUUUCAAAGGGGUAUCCGGUGUCCGAGCAGGAAAUCAGAGGGUUCUUUACUGAGGUGUUGGGAGACUGCAUCGAGUCGGUCCACAUGCAGGCGGUGAAGCCACCUCAGGCGCAUCAGCCUCUCUAUGCCCGCAUCAUCUUCUUCAACCCUGCCGCCAUUGACUUCAUCCUCAACGGCAACCACAUGGCCAAGUUCACCAUCAAUGUGACCAAUCUGAGGUUUCAGUUUGUUGGAACAAAUGUCAAUGAGUUGUAUCCAACACUUGAUGACUUGUAGAUGAACUCUUACAAAAGUGAUCAAAGGGUUUGGUUGUGUUGACCAUUUGCACAUUUUGAGUAGAUAGAAAGAAUGGGGAUUAUAAGGUACUCUAAUUUAUAUUUAACCAAUACCCCCUCCGGAGUAAUUAUAACCUUUGUGAUAUAUUAAAAAUUGAAUGAAUAUAUAUACAUUAUGACUAUUUGUUUAACUUUUGAUUAUCACGAAAAUCAUAAUUUUUCUUAGUAAGUUUUCUUGAAAUGGGUAUAUUGAGUUGGAUUGGAAGAUGGGAUCUUAGUGAUUCGAUUCAUUUUCAUUGAAUAAGCUGACGUUAUGUAA